This is a messenger RNA of Tripterygium wilfordii, 1812 nucleotides long. RefSeq names its product ACT domain-containing protein ACR9-like. The transcript is spliced from 6 exons. The record is from RefSeq and is a predicted model, not a curated record. The coding region runs from base 161 to 1423 and encodes 420 amino acids. NCBI's taxonomy places the organism in Eukaryota, Viridiplantae, Streptophyta, Magnoliopsida, Celastrales, Celastraceae.
CAACUAGGCAACCACCACUCACCAGUCAGUGCCUUCCCAGUUCCAUCACAGUUGUCAUUCUUUUUCUCUCUGGAAAAUUCGAGGAACCUGAACCAACACCUGAUACCGGACAUUAUUGCCCGAAGACACUCUUCAGCUCCGUAUUCGCACCGUUUCCGGUAUGGGAGUGCCAAGCGACGACGCUGUUGUGGUACAGAAAGGGAACAAGCCAGGAGAGCCUCACGUCAUCACCGUUAAUUGCCCUGAUAAGACCGGCCUUGGAUGCGAUAUCUGCAGCAUUAUUCUUGAUUUCGGGCUUUAUAUAACAAAAGCAGAUGUUUCGACUGAUGGGAUAUGGUGCUACAUAGUGUUAUGGGUGGUUCCUUAUUCAAGUUCAAUCAUCGUGAGAUGGUCGAGUUUGAAAAACCGUCUUCAAUCUGUUUGUCCAUCAUGUACAGUGACAUUCUACUUGGACCACCAGCCUACCCACACCUCAUCUUCUCCAGUUUACUUAUUGAAAUUUUUUUGCCUUGACCGAAAAGGAUUAUUACAUGAUGUUACUCAAGUUCUCUGUGAGCUUGAGCUUAGAAUUCAAAGGGUUAAAGUGACAACAACCCCAGAUGAUAGAGUCCUUGAUCUGUUCUUCAUCACAGAUAACAAGGAGCUUCUGCACACAAAGAAACGACAAGAUGAGGCAUGUGAACAAUUGCAUGCGGUGUUAGGUGAAUCAUGUAUCAAUUGUGAACUGUCUUUGGCUGGGCCCGCCUAUGACUGCCAUCAAAUUAUCCCGUCUAUUUCUGCUGGUGUAGCUGAAGAGUUAUUUAGGUCAGAGCUGUCAGAUAAAGAAAUUCGUUCGCAAGCCCUUAGCCCAGAUAUGACAAAAUUGAAAAAAGCUGAUGUAGCAACUGACAAUUCAUUGAGCCCAGCUCAUACACUGCUUCAGAUAAAUUGUGUUGAUCACAAGGGUCUCCUUUAUGACAUAAUGAGAACAUUGAAAGACUGCAAUAUUCAGAUAGCAUAUGGUCGACUCUCACCAAAUGCCAGUGGCUAUCGUGAUAUAGACCUGUUUAUUCAGCAGAAGGAUGGGAAAAAGAUAGUUGAUCCUGAGAAACAAAGUGCACUCUGUUCCCGAGUGAAGAUGGAAAUGCUUCACCCUUUGCGUGUUGUCAUUGCAGAUAGAGGGCCAGAUACGGAAUUGUUGGUAGCCAAUCCUGUUGAGUUAUCUGGAAAAGGAAGGCCCCGUGUUUUUUAUGACAUUACCCUUGCUUUAAAAACUCUCGGAAUCUGCAUAUUUUCGGCUGAAAUAGGAAGAUAUUCAACGACAGAUCGUGAAUGGGAGGUCUACAGAUUUCUUUUGGACGAGAACUGCGAGUUUCAGCUAUCACAUAUGGUGGCUAGAAAUCAGAUUGUUGAUAGAGUUAGAAGGACUUUGAUGGGGUGGUGAGUCGCAUCAUUUUCUUUGUGCUUGUGGAAAGUAUGAGUUGAAAGUCGCCUUCACAUGUUCUGUCUACUGCAUUUUAUUUUCUGCUCCGAAUCUCUCUUACCAUUUCUCCAGUGCUGUCUGAACUCAGAGUCUACUAUGUACAUAUUCAUAGCGUGGAUCUCUAUAUUAAGUUGAACGACUUUUGUAUCAAAUUAGAAUAAAAGAACAUACCUCUAGUUUAACUGGUUUUCAAGUGCUUUGGGUUUGAACCCGUCCCAUGAAGACGGUGAUGAGGAUCCUACCAGUUUAACUAAUUGGUGACCCCAAUGACUAUGACAUUGUAUCAAUCGAAGAUAAUAAUCUGUUUCUGUAAUAUUGUCGUCUCUGAUAUUGGAGAUGUUCUUCUUAUA